Molecule: messenger RNA, 816 nt
Organism: Fusarium coffeatum
Lineage: Eukaryota; Fungi; Ascomycota; Sordariomycetes; Hypocreales; Nectriaceae
Exons: 7
Coding region: 1-816 (271 amino acids)
Biological process (GO): ceramide catabolic process; ceramide biosynthetic process
Cellular component (GO): endoplasmic reticulum membrane
Source: RefSeq, a predicted model, not a curated record
AUGGUGGACUCGUUUUGGGGUCCUCAGACCUCUUAUCUAAACUUCUGCGAAGAGGAUUAUGUGGUUACGCGAUAUAUCGCUGAAUUCAUCAAUACCAUCAGUAGUCUUACAUAUGUGGCAUAUGGACUCUAUGGCUUGUUGACCUCGCCCAAGUUCCCCACGGGUCCCCGGUUGAUUUCCUACUGUGGACUUAUGGGUGUGGGAAUUUGUUCGGCUGGGUAUCACAUGACUCUGAAGUAUCACACUCAGAUGUCUGAUGAGCUAUCGAUGCAUCUGCUUACUACGCCUCUGAUCUACCGUCUUCUCAGCUUCAAGGCCUCGCCGGAAAAGACGAGGCUGAUUGGAAUUGUUCUUUCAAUCAUGUUUACGGUAGUUAUGGUCACACACAUGGUCAUGGACGAGUUCCUGCUCCAUGCUACAACGUUUGGCUUGGGUAUUUAUGUCAUUGCUACACGAGUUUUGAAGAUUAUUCCUCAGCAGGUGAAAGACCCUGCUACGAAGAAGAAAUUUCAAAACAUUGCUGUCCUGGGUCUUGGAUCCUUUGGCUUUGGAUACAUGGUCUGGCUAAUCGACGAGUUCGCCUGCCGAUACCUAACAAAUGCAAGACACGCCAUUGGUCUUCCCUUUGCUUUCCUACUCGAAUUACACGGAUGGUGGCAUGUUCUCACCGCUUUCGGAGGAUAUACUGCUGUGGCAGUCAUCGAUAUUGUUACCACGGGAGAAGUGACAGGGGAUCCUACUGAUAAUUUUGCUUGGCCGGUUCCUCUUGCGCUUAAGCUUAUGGAUAAUCGGGACAGCUCGGUGAAGCAGGGGUGA